AAAACCUUGUUAAAAAAGUAUAUCAAAGUCUUUUGAAUUACUUUAAAAAUCCUGUUCUAUUAGAAGUAGUUUUUAGAAAAUCUGUUCAAAUAGAGUUAUUUUUAGAAUAUAAUGUAUACUUAGCAUUACCAACUAUAAUUGUUACAGAUAAAAAAGUUCAAGCUGAUAAAAUUAUUUGUGAUUAUAAAGAAAAAAACAAUUGCCAG
Molecule: messenger RNA, 206 nt
Organism: Dentiscutata heterogama
Lineage: Eukaryota; Fungi; Glomeromycota; Glomeromycetes; Diversisporales; Gigasporaceae
Source: the annotation of a GenBank genome assembly